Solea senegalensis (Senegalese sole) is the source of this 2279-nucleotide messenger RNA. RefSeq names its product GATA zinc finger domain containing 2Ab (gene gatad2ab). Gene Ontology annotation, molecular function: sequence-specific DNA binding. The record is from RefSeq and is a predicted model, not a curated record. Bases 187 to 2148 code for a protein of 653 amino acids. Gene Ontology annotation, biological process: negative regulation of transcription by RNA polymerase II. The transcript is spliced from 11 exons. NCBI's taxonomy places the organism in Eukaryota, Metazoa, Chordata, Actinopteri, Pleuronectiformes, Soleidae. Gene Ontology annotation, cellular component: NuRD complex.
GUUAAGCUAGCUAGCAUGGCUUGAUCUCAGCUAACGUGCAAGGUAGCAGUUUGUGUGUCGCCCAGCGGCGCACAUACACCUUCCGAGCAUGGACUGCUACACACAAACCGCCUCAAAAGUGGACUAAUAAAAAAAACAAACUUCACCGACAAACUUAUUUUUGGGAUGCCCACAUAGUAAGAUGUCAUGGUGAGAGCAGCCAUGUCAGAGGAGGCAGUGCGUCAAACACGCAGCCAGAAGCGGGCUCUGGAGAAGGACCAUGCAACUCCUGGGUCUCCUGGGGACAUGGAUGGCAAAAGGGUUAAACUGGAGAGGGGAGAUGCAGCUGAUGCUCCUCUGGCCCUGAUGGGAUCUGGAGAUGAGGGUGUCAAGCUAAAGAAUGAACAGGCUGCAAAGGUAGCAGCCAGUAUCCUAAAGGCUGGAGAGGUGAAGGCAACCAUCAAGGUGGAGGUGCAGACUGGAGACGAGCCUGUUGAUAUGAGCACAUCCAAAAGUAACAUUAAGAAAGAGCGGCCGCCUCCAUCACCAGAUGAUGUGAUUGUGUUAUCAGACAACGAGCCAUCCAGUCCACUCAUGAAUGGUCACUGCUUCACAAAGACUGACACAGAUAAACUUAUGAAGAGUUCUCCUGAGGAGAGGGAACGCAUAAUCAAACAGCUGAAGGAAGAACUGAGACUGCAAGAGGCCAAGCUAGUUCUGCUAAAGAAACUACGACAGAGCCAGAUCCAGAAGGAGAGCAAUUCACAGAAGGCAACUGGCUCAGUAGCUACUCCUCCUCCUUUGGUGAGAGGAAGCAUCACAUCAAGCAAAGGACCCCUCCAGGUGACCGGUCGGAGCUCAGGCACAGUGAUCCCUCCUCCGUUGGUGAGGGGAGGGCAGCAUGUCCCGUCCAAACACAACUCUCAGAUUGUCAUGCCACCUCUGGUGAGAGGAGCCCCGCCUAUUGCAGUUACUCCUCAGCAAAUCGCCAGUCUACGUCAACAACAGCAGCAGCAUAGUGGUUCUGGCCCGCCUCCACUUUUGCUCGCUCCUCGGGCCUCUGUGCCUAAUGUCCAGGUCCAGGGUCAGAGGAUCAUUCAGCAGGGACUCAUUCGGGUGGCUAAUGUGGCCAACAGUAAUGUUAUGGUUAACAUCUCUCAGGCCUCUCCAUCCAGCCUUAAGGGAUCCUCAGCGUCACCUAACUCCAGCAUUAAUGAUUCUCCAGCCAGCCGGCAGGCGGCUGCCAAGCUGGCACUGCGGAAGCAGUUGGAGAAAACGCUUCUGGAGAUUCCUCCACCCAAACCCCCUGCCCCAGACUUCAACUUCUUGCCCUCAGCAGCCAAUAAUGAGUUUAUCUACUUGUUAGGGUUAGAGGAAGUGGUGCAAACGCUUCUGGAGAUGCACGGCAGGGGCAAUCUUGGCCCAGCUGCUGCAAUGGCCAGCUCCAUUCCCAAAGAGCCAUACACCUGUGCCCAGUGUAAGACAGACUUUACCUCCCGUUGGAGAAAAGAGAAGGCCGGGGCCAUCUUCUGUGACCAAUGCAUGUCAUCCAAUCAGAAAAAGGUCUUGAAAGCAGAGCACACCAGUCGCCUGAAAGCAGCUUUUGUGAAGGCACUUCAACAGGAGCAGGAGAUUGACCAGCGUAUCCUCCAGCAGGCAGCCUCUUCCUCCUCCAUCUCGAAAACCACCUCAUCAUCCUCCCCAUCUCUGUCUAAGAGUGACAUGCUGAUUUCCCAGACGUACAAGCAGGCCAGUGCUGCCAUGCACAGAUCUAUUACUGCCCACCAUGCUUCCAUUAAGCAGAAUCAGCUGUCGCACAGCCUCCAGUCCGCAGUGAGGUCUCGCGGUGUGGUCCACACAUUCCCUUCCUCUCAGCUGCAGAGCUCUGUGACUGCAGCAGCGUUGGGCAGCAGGGCAGGUAAGCAUGCUGCAGCACGCCCUCUGCAGCACGGGCCAAAGGUUGGCGCCAGUAGCAGCAGCAGCACUAACCAGGGCAACGUGGCUGCCUGGAGGAAGCAGAACAGCGCCAAUACAGGUGUAUCUAUGGCCUACGUGAACCCCAGCUUGUCUGCCCAUAAGACCACCUCUGCUGUGGAGCGUCAGCGGGAAUACCUGCUGGACAUGAUUCCCUCCCGUUCGAUCUCCCAAGCAGCCAACACAUGGAAAUAAUGCAAUCUUAUUCUUUUACCAUAACUAUUAUCCCUCUUAAUAUCAAUAACAGCCAUUUUCAUUAUCAUUCUAAUCCUUUCUAUGGACUUCUAUGCCUCUGGCUAAAAUGGUGCAGGGGAUGGUCAGCCUAU